CAGAUAAACUCCAGCAGUCUGUCUCUUCUCCUCCAGGUCUGCUCGGGAUCUUCAGCUCCAGGUGCGACACACACACACGCCUCGCGAGCGCCGCGCGGUCCGGUGCAGCUGAGGAUGAUGAUGAGGAUGAUGAUGAUGAUGAUGAUGAAGACUCUCCGGGUCACCGGAGUCGCGCCGCUGAUGGUUGUAUUGCUGCUGCACGCGACACGAGCAGUGUCGUCUCCAGCAGCCAAUCACAUCGAUGUGCUGAAGAUUCUGGACCUAUCAGAUUCCAUGGAGGGCGUGUCAUUGGAGGCGGGGCUGUGUAUGAGUAGGCGGGGCUCAGAGGAGGCGGAUCUCGCUUAUAAGAUUGAGAAGAAAAUCCAAGUUAGUGUUCCGACCAAUCAACUCUUCCCAGACUCGGCGUUCCCGGAGGACUUCUCGGUGCUGGUGACGGUUCGAGCGCGGCGCGGCGCUCAGUGUUUUCUGCUGUCGGUGUAUGACAGCGAGGGAGUGCAGCAGCUGGGCCUGGAGCUCGGACGCUCGCCCGUCUUCCUCUACGAGGACCACAACGGCCAGCCGACCCCUGACCUCUACCCCAUCUUCAAGAAGGUCAACCUCGCCGACGGCAAGUGGCACAGAGUGGCCUACAGCGUGGAAGGUCAGAAGGUCACGCUGUACCUGGAUUGUCAGAAAGUGGCGACCCUUGACCUCCCCAGAGGCCCGGAGCCUAAGGUCAGCACGGACGGAGUGACAGUGUUCGGGACGAGACUCCUGGAUGAAGAAGUGUUCGAGGGUGAGAUCCAGCAGCUGUUAAUCGCUCCAGACCCCAGAGCUGCUGCUGAUUACUGCCACACCCACAUUCCUGACUGUGACUCCGCCCUCACCUACAACAGCCUAUCGCUGGACCCCGUGGAGGUCCAGAAGCCUCCGAGGAAGCCAGUCGAAGAGGAGUUUGACGAUGACCUUUACAAUGACCUUUACAGUGACCUGUCUGUGUCGACUGCGGGAGACAACGCCACCGAGUACGAGAUAGUGGAGUACGAGGACACUGAGAAUGAGACGGAGUAUUUUAAGGAGUACACUGAGUAUCAGGAGUAUGAGGACUAUGAGUAUCGUCCGGCGGAGAGACAGGAGCAGUUCUUCAGCGGUCAGGCUAUCGGUCCAGAGAAGGGGGAGAAGGGCGAGCCGGCGGUGCUGGGAGCGGGGACGCUGAUCAUGGGACCCCCGGGCCUGCCUGGUGCUGAGGGGCCGCCGGGUGAACACGGCCCUAUGGGACCCCCGGGGCCGAUCGGAGAUCCAGGAGACCCGGGCCCCGAGGGCCGACAAGGACUUGCAGGGGCUGAUGGGAUUCCUGGACCUCCAGGGAACCUGCUGAUGUUACCGUUUCAGUCUGGCGGUGACGCUCGUCACGGUCCCGUUAUAUCCGCUCAAGAGGCUCAAGCUCAAGCCAUCCUGCAGCACACUAAGCUCUCUCUGAAAGGCCCGCCGGGACCAUUAGGACUCACGGGACGCCCGGGACCUCUGGGAUCUCCGGGCCCGCGGGGUCUGAAGGGUGAUCAUGGAUUCACAGGACCUCCGGGUCCUCGUGGUCUGCCGGGGGCUCCGGGAUUCAAUGGUAAACCGGGCAAGAGGGGUCGUGCUGGAAUCGACGGAGCCAGAGGUGAACCAGGAGAGACUGGAACUAAAGGUGACAGAGGGUUUGAUGGGUUGCCGGGUCUGCCUGGAAACAAGGGUCACCGGGGAGAUCAGGGGAAGAAGGGGCCAGUCGGUCCUCCAGGAGGCCCUGGAGAAAAAGGUUCAGAUGGUCAGCCGGGGCCCAGAGGUCAGCCAGGAGAGCCUGGUCUAGCAGGGUUGACGGGUCAGAGAGGUCUUCCUGGUCCUCCAGGACAGCAGGGUAUUCGUGGGGUUGAUGGAGUUCAGGGUUCAAAAGGAAACAUGGGGCCGCCUGGAGAACCUGGAGCUCCAGGACAGCAGGGGAACCCAGGAUUCCAGGGUUUUCCUGGACCUCAGGGAGCAGUCGGGUUACCAGGAGAAAAGGGUCCUCAGGGGAAGAAGGGUAUGAAGGGGUUACCUGGUGUCGACGGCCCACCGGGUCAUCCAGGACGAGAGGGGUCGCCUGGAGAGAAAGGCCUGCCGGGCACAGCAGGUGUUCAGGGGCCUGUGGGAUAUCCUGGACCCAGAGGAGUCAAAGGUGCUGAUGGGCUCAGAGGACUGAAGGGCAGUAAAGGAGAAAAGGGUGAAGAUGGUUUCCCAGGAGCCAAAGGAGAAAUGGGAGCUAAAGGAGACAUUGGAGACCUGGGUGCUCCAGGACGCGGUGAGGACGGUCCUGAGGGCCCCAAAGGGCAGAGUGGUCCCUUGGGUGAACCUGGACCCGCAGGCAUCGCUGGAGAAAAGGGAAAGCUGGGUGUUCCAGGUUUGCCAGGUUACCCAGGACGUCAGGGCCUGAAGGGUGCUGAUGGUUUUCCAGGUCCUGUCGGCGUUCCAGGAGAAAAGGGGAAGAAGGGUCCACCGGGUCCUGCAGGGGCCGCCGGUCAGAGGGGACCUAAUGGGGCUCGGGGAGGCAGGGGUGCAAAAGGACCCACUGGGAAAUCAGGAGACAAGGGGUCUUCAGGACAUGACGGCCCCCCAGGGCCCACAGGAGAGAGAGGUCCACAAGGGCCUCAAGGACGUGUAGGUGAGGUGGGCCCCAAGGGACCCAAUGGGCCUGCUGGGAAGGACGGUCUGCCGGGUCAUCCAGGCCAGCGGGGGGAGCCGGGUUUCCAAGGCAAGACGGGUCCUCCAGGACCAGCUGGUGUCGUUGGGCCGCAGGGUAAUACAGGAGAAACUGGACCGAUGGGAGAUAGAGGACACCCGGGCACUGCAGGACCUGCUGGAGAGCAAGGUUUACCUGGAGCCGCUGGGAAGGAGGGUGCAAAGGGCGACCCUGGAGGUCCAGGUACUUCAGGAAAGAGCGGUCCAGCAGGUCUGAAAGGUUUCCGUGGAAGUCGUGGGGCGCCCGGUGCCAUGGGACCAGUCGGAUUGAAGGGAGGGGUGGGGCCAAUCGGGCCCCCUGGACCUUCUGGGCCCACAGGUGAACGGGGCCCCCCUGGACUGGCAGGUGCCAUUGGUCAGCCUGGUCGACCUGGAACCAUCGGUGGGCCUGGACCAAUGGGAGAGAAGGGAGAGCCAGGAGAUAAGGGUCUGAUCGGACCCGCAGGACAGGAUGGUGACCAGGGGCCCGUGGGAUUACCAGGAGCCGCUGGACCUCCAGGACCCCCAGGAGAGGAUGGAGACAAGGGAGAGACAGGGGCUCCAGGGCAGAAAGGCAGCAAAGGAGACAAAGGAGAAUCAGGGCCUUCAGGUCCAGUCGGCACUCAGGGGCCAGAGGGGCAGCCGGGAGUACCGGGUGUGGAUGGUGAGCGUGGUCCUCCAGGACAGCAGGGCAUGUACGGACCGAAGGGAGAUGAGGGCCUCAGAGGAUUCAAGGGCUCCAGGGGCCCCGUGGGGCUACAGGGGAUGCCCGGUCCUCCAGGAGAGAAAGGAGAGAGUGGGAACUCUGGUCUAAUGGGUCCUCCUGGUCAGUUUGGUCCCAGAGGAGCUCAGGGGCCCUCUGGUGGACAGGGUCCUCCUGGCCGUCCUGGAGUACGUGGUCAGCCUGGUGGAGUUGGUGAGAAGGGUGAAGAUGGAGAGUCUGGUGAUCCUGGACCUGUUGGUGUUCCUGGCAGCGCAGGCGAGAAAGGUGAGCAGGGUGAGAAAGGAGACACAGGACCACCCGGAGCUGCAGGUUCACCGGGAGCCAGAGGAGCAUCUGGAGAAGACGGAGCGAAGGGGAAUGCGGGUCCUAUUGGUUUUCCUGGAGAUAUGGGUGCUCCUGGAGAGCCAGGUGUUAACGGCAUCGAUGGGAGUCCGGGCUCUAAAGGAGAUAAUGGCGAUCCAGGCAAAUCUGGCCCUCCAGGACCCUCUGGAGAACCAGGACCACCAGGAAGGCCAGGACGCAGGGGUCACUUGGGUGCUCCUGGAAAAGAGGGGCGGCCGGGGCUCAAAGGAGACAAGGGAGCUCCAGGAUACGAAGGCAUCAUGGGAAAGACGGGGCCGGUGGGCGGUCAGGGGAACCCAGGGAAAGCAGGACUUCAGGGGCUUCCAGGAAUCCCUGGACCAGCGGGAGAACAAGGGCUGAAUGGACCCCCAGGUCAAACAGGACCCCCGGGGCCGAUGGGUCCCGCUGGACUGGCAGGACUGAAGGGAGAUCCGGGCAAGAAAGGAGAGAAGGGUCAUGGCGGUCUGAUUGGUUUGAUUGGGCCGCCGGGUGAGUUCGGAGAGAAAGGUGAUCGAGGACUGCCGGGAAACCAGGGGCUGCAGGGAGCCAAAGGAGACGAGGGACCAGUCGGACCUCCAGGACUCAGUGGACCGCCGGGAUUACCAGGACUGUCUGGAUCCAUGGGACAGAAAGGAUCUAAAGGAAACCAGGGCCCUAUUGGACCCAGAGGAGAUCCUGGUCCUGCUGGACCCCCUGGUUCCCCGGGUCUUCCUGCGGUGGGAAUGGCGGCUCCUCCGGCGCUGGAUGCGUUUGUGAUGGAAGAGGGGGGGGGGAUUAGGAUUUGGGUUGUGGAUGGAGCGGUGAUGGAGGACGGACAGAUGCAGGACGAGGAGGCUCAGGGGGAGGGGGAGGACAUGGAGGAGGUGUUUGCGUCUUUGACCUCCAUGAGGACAGAUGUGGAGGGACUCCGGACGCCACUGGGCACCUACCACAGUCCUGCCCGCACCUGCAAAGAGCUGUGGAUGUGCCACCCCGAGUAUCCCGACGGAGUUUACUGGAUUGACCCCAACCAGGGAUGUCACAGGGAUGCGUUUAAAGUGUUCUGCAACUUCACAGCAGAAGGUGAAACGUGUCUCCAGCCGCACAGCAGUGUACAGACGGUCAAAAUGGCUUCAUGGAGCAGAGAGAAACCAUUCUCUUAUGUGGAUGUGGAUGGAAACCCCGUUCACAUUGUGCAGCUGGGCUUCCUGAAGCUCUUGAGUGCCACGGCUCGCCAGAGCUUCACGUAUGUGUGUCAGAACUCGGCCGGCUGGUUCGACAGCACCUCCCUCAGCUACAGACACGCGCUGCGCUUCAGAGGCAGCAACGGAGAGGAGCUGACGCAGCAGAACGCACAUUACAUCCAGCCCACGCACGACGGCUGUCAGUCGCGCUCGGGGCAGGACCGCACCGUCCUGGAGGUGGACUCUCCGCAGUCGGAAGCUCUGCCUCUCGUGGACGUGGCCGUGACGGAUUUCGGGAGCGCGAAACAGAAGUUUGGCUUCAGCGUGGGGAAGGUUUGCUUCAACGGCUAGUCAAGAACAGACUCUGACAGUGUAUAUAUUUAUACAUCAGUCCUUCAGCUGCUUGCGUUUGUCUGAGGACAGGAAGUGGUGCUUGAAGGGCGAUCACGUGACAUGACGACACACAUCCAGACGCUCUUGUGCUCGGGUUUACAGAGAUCAGACCUCACAGAGAUUCAGUUAUUUUGUAUUAUUGUUUGAAAGAUGUCGAUGUAUUUUUGUAUUUGUUUGUAUGAAUGUUUCGUAAUCUUGGUGCUACAUGAGGCUGUAUUUUAACUUGUUUACAUGAUGUAAUGAGUCAAACUGGCAGUGCAUUCUGGGAAAAGACAUCGCUGCAGCUCCAUCCAGCGGGUCGGGAGUCGUACGCACGUCAGGAUGUCCAGCGGUUUGAUUUUAGUGUUUAAUAUGGAUGGAGAUUCUCUGACUGUGGUUUUGAUAAGUACUGUUUGAGAGGAGAGAUUUAUAAAUAAAACUAUUACUUAAUAAAA
Molecule: messenger RNA, 5768 nt
Organism: Cyprinus carpio (common carp)
Lineage: Eukaryota; Metazoa; Chordata; Actinopteri; Cypriniformes; Cyprinidae
Gene: col5a3b
Product: collagen, type V, alpha 3b
Molecular function (GO): extracellular matrix structural constituent
Source: RefSeq, a predicted model, not a curated record